Messenger RNA from Eutrema salsugineum, 1218 nucleotides. Its product is annotated as tRNA (adenine(58)-N(1))-methyltransferase catalytic subunit TRMT61A. Gene Ontology annotation, cellular component: tRNA (m1A) methyltransferase complex; nucleus. Gene Ontology annotation, biological process: tRNA methylation. Lineage: Eukaryota; Viridiplantae; Streptophyta; Magnoliopsida; Brassicales; Brassicaceae. The transcript is spliced from 4 exons. Bases 116 to 1072 code for a protein of 318 amino acids. The record is from RefSeq and is a predicted model, not a curated record.
CAGGUCAGAUUUGUUCUCACAAAUCCAUUGUCAGCUCAAGUUCUAAGCUUUCUCUGCUUGAUUUUCCUUGAAAAGAAGCUGUGUCGCAUUCUACAAGUGAUUUCCAAAUCUCAAGAUGUUACCAACCGAGUCAAAGAAAGCCGUGUCUUUCAAAAGAUAUAUUGAAGAUGGCGACUUAGUUAUCGUUUACGAAAGACACGAUGUUAUGAAACCAGUUGUAGUAAGCGAAGGCGAUGUGCUUCAGAACCGUUUUGGAGUGUAUAAACACUCGGAUUGGAUCGGGAAGCCGUUAGGGACGAAAGUUUUCAGCAACAAGGGUAAAUUUGUAUACCUGUUGGCUCCCACUCCCGAGCUAUGGACACUGGUUUUAAGCCACAGGACUCAGAUUCUUUACAUUGCGGAUAUCAGCUUUGUGGUAAUGUAUCUUGAAGUUGUGCCUGGCUGUAUAGUUCUUGAGUCAGGCACGGGAAGUGGUUCGCUUUCGACUUCAUUUGCUCGAGCUGUGGCUCCAACUGGACAUGUGUAUUCAUUUGAUUUUCACGAGCAACGUGCUGCCUCUGCAAGGGAAGAUUUUGAGAAGACGGGUAUCAGCAAUUUAGUGACCGUCGAGGUUAGGGACAUUCAAGGACAAGGGUUCCCUGAGAAGCUAUCAGGCUUGGCUGAUUCAGUGUUUCUAGACCUUCCACAGCCUUGGCUCGCGGUUCCUUCUGCAGCAAAGAUGUUAAAGGAGGAUGGAGUCCUCUGCUCUUUCUCACCUUGCAUCGAGCAAGUACAACGGACUUGUGAAGUCCUCAGAUCAGAUUUCAUAGAAAUAAGGACGUUCGAGGUGCUUCUCAGAACAUACGAAGUGAAGGAAGUGAAAGUGGAUACUGGGAAUAUGAUUGGUGAGAGUCACGACGAUUACAAUGGAGGAUUGAGACCUUGCAAAAGAAAACACCGUUCAAAAGAAGACGGCGCCGUUUCACUUGACAGCUCUUCAAAUGCUACUUCAGUCGUUAUGGCUAGGCCCUGUAGCGAGGCGAGAGGUCACACCGGCUACUUAACGUUCGCGAGACUCCAAUGUCUGUCUUAGUUUAAUUUGUCCAACUAAACACCAGCUUCUUUUUUCCAUAAAAAGUCGGAUAUUUAAUGUCAAGUUAUCAUACGUUAGAUACGUCACAAUUGUUGUGGUUUUUGAUUAUUGUAAUACAAAUAUUGAAAUUUCAAUUUGUUACUGAU